GCAGCGACUGCACGCGCAGUAGGUGACCUCCCGGCAGGUGUUCGGCGGCUGCGGGUGACCUGUGGCGGCGAGGCCCCGGGCUGCCUGCGGGAACAGGCCGGGCGCCCCACGGCGCGCUGGUCUCAGGCCUUGGAGGGCUCGGCCGCCCUGCAAGCCUUCCUCCCAGGUGGACUUUGCAAAAGAAGUAAACCAAGAUUGCUGAUUCCUCUUUUCUUCUGAAUGCAUCUUGGACAGAAAAGGUAAUAAAUCAUUAGUCAAGAUGUCUUCCGCACCUGAAUCUCCCAGCUUUAAAAAGGAACUACCCAAAGAGAAAGACUUUCAAAACCCAGGGCUCAGAGGGGUCCGCACAACAACCUUAUUUCGGGCUGUGAAUCCAGAGCUCUUCAUUAAACCCAACAAACCUGUAAUGGCUUUUGGACUGAUAAGCCUUUCCCUUUGUGUGGCUUAUAUUGGUUAUCUACAUGCAACACAAGAGAAUACAAAGGAUCUCUAUGAAGCUAUCGAUAGUGACGGACACAGUUAUAUGAGGAGGAAAACAUCUAAAUGGGAUUAAUCGUUCUGGAUACUGCAGAUGGAGCUUUGUUACAGGCUCUCAAAUCUU
This is a messenger RNA of Hyaena hyaena (striped hyena), 601 nucleotides long. It is a transcript of the gene SMIM8, whose product is annotated as small integral membrane protein 8. The transcript has 4 exons. Lineage: Eukaryota; Metazoa; Chordata; Mammalia; Carnivora; Hyaenidae. The record is from RefSeq and is a predicted model, not a curated record. The coding region runs from base 260 to 553 and encodes 97 amino acids.